This is a messenger RNA of Baudoinia panamericana UAMH 10762, 2213 nucleotides long. RefSeq lists its product as uncharacterized. Gene Ontology annotation, molecular function: calcium-activated cation channel activity. The record is from RefSeq and is a predicted model, not a curated record. Gene Ontology annotation, cellular component: plasma membrane. NCBI's taxonomy places the organism in Eukaryota, Fungi, Ascomycota, Dothideomycetes, Mycosphaerellales, Teratosphaeriaceae. The transcript has a single exon. Bases 172 to 2205 code for a protein of 677 amino acids.
UGGUUUGCUGGGCGCAAAGAUCGCCGACCUGAUUUGGUUGAAGGACAUUCGUUAAGAGGUGGACGGUGACCGCGACGGCGGCGUAAGACGUGAUUGCUGGUCAAUGAUCCCUCGACAUUGACCAUUACCCACCUACCCGACAGUAGCGCCACCGUUCAGCGCAUUCCCAAUAUGGACGUCCUACUGUCCGAAGCAGCUCACCUUCUGCCCCGCCAAAACAGUCCAUCGUCGAGCGGCUCCUCCAUCACUUGCACGGACGGCGAUACGAACUGCGAGUUCCUGCAACUCAUCGCCUCCCCGUUCGCCAGCGACCUCUUCUCCGACGCUUUCUGGGCUUCGCUCGUCACCUCGUUCGGCAUCACGGUUGGCAUCACCCUCCUCUUUUGCUUCAUCAGACCCUACAACAACGUGGUGUAUGCUCCGCGAGCGAAGCACGCAGAUAGUAAACAUGCGCCUCCGCCGGUGGGAAAGGGCUUGUUCGGGUGGAUUCCGCCGCUCAUACGUACAAGAGAGGCAGAACUGGUGGAGAAGGUUGGCCUCGAUGCGGCCAUCUUUAUGAGAUUCUGCCACAUGCUGAGAAAUAUAAUGCUCGCCUUGACGAUUGUCGGCUGUGGUGUGCUGAUACCGGUUUACAUUAUAGCGGCGCACGGCUCAGCGAAGGGAGUUUCCUUCUUCCUGCGCAUCACGCCGCAGUACAUGUACGGCUCGCAAUAUUUCUGGGCGGUGGUGGUGAUGGCAUACACCUUCGACAUCAUCAUCUGCUUCUUCCUUUGGACGAACUAUCGCGCCGUGGCGAAACUGCGAAGGGCAUACUUUGAAAGCACCGAGUAUCAGCGCAGUCUCCACGCUAGGACCUUGCUCUUGACGGACAUUCCGAAACAGAUGAGAUCCGAUGAAGGUAUCGUUCAGAUCAUGGAGAGCGUCAAGGCUACCCAUGAAGUGCCCCGCGCGGCCAUCGCCCGUAACGUAAAAGACUUGCCUGAUCUGGUUGAGGAGCAUGAGAAAGCUGUCCGGGAGCUGGAGAAGUACCUAGCGAAGUAUUUGCAUGACCCGAACAAGCUUCCCGCUAAACGUCCAACAUGUAAGGCAUCGAAGAACGAUAAGAGCUACAAGAAGGGCCAGAAGGUGGAUGCAAUCGAGUACCUGACGUCCCGGAUCAAGGAGCUGGAGAUCGAGGUCAAGGAGGUCCGGGAAACAGUCGAUAAGCGCAAUGCCAUGUCGUACGGCUUUGCAAGCUAUGAGAGCAUCGCGGAUGCACACAGUGUGGCGUACGUCUCGCGCAAAGGCGGACCUAAGGGUACGAUCCUCCGGCUAGCACCUAAGCCCAACGACCUCGUGUGGAAGAAUUUGAAGAUGCCGAAAAGCCAACGCAAUUGGCAGAAUGUCAUCAACAACCUCUGGGUCGCCCUGCUAACCGUCGCCUGGGUGGCGCCCAACGUGUUGAUUGCGGUGUUCUUGUCCAACUUGACACACCUUGGCCUCGUCUGGCCCGCUUUCAACGAGUCGCUAAAGGCACAUCGCAGGUGGUGGGCCGUGGUGCAAGGUGUCGUCGCUCCCGCAAUCACUACGGCCUUCUUCUACUUCCUCCCAGCCAUCUUCCGGCGGCUGUGCAUCAAUGCCGGAGACGUCACCAAGACGAGCCGAGAACGGCAUGUCAUGCACAAGCUCUACUCGUUCUUCGUAUUCAACAACUUGGUCGUCUUCUCCCUCUUCUCGGCCGUCUUCGGCUUCAUUGCGGCGAUUGUGAGCAGCAAAGACAGCAAUCUGUGGAACCGGAUCGAGUCUCAGCAUCCAUUUCAACUAAUCGUCGGUACGCUAUGUCAAGUCUCGCCGUACUGGAUCUCGUGGCUUCUGCAGCGGAAUCUGGGCGCGGCGGUUGAUCUAGGCCAACUGUUUACGCUUGUCUGGGGCUUCGUCUCGCGGAAGUUCUUGUCACCAACACCUCGGGAGCUCAUUGAGCGGACUGCGCCGCAACCGUUCGAUUACGCCGGUUACUACAAUUACUUCCUCUUCUACACGACGGUCGCAGUGUGCUUUGCGCCACUGCAGCCGUUGGUGCUACCAGUCACGGCGUUCUACUUUUGGUUGGAUUCGUUCCUGAAGAAGUAUCUCAUCUUGUACAUCUUCAUCACGAAGUAUGAAAGUGGCGGUGAGUACCUGCUGUAUCAUUACCUCCGCAAGAUUCGGUCCGCUAAUAAUGUAUAGGCAUGUUC